AAGCAUUGUUUGCACAAAUUUAAGGCUAUUGUAAAUUCAUUUUAUUUUUGAAAAUAUUAAUCCGGUCAUGACCUCGGCUCAAUUAUAGCCUAGUUUUGGGACAUGGCUUCGGAGAUAGCUCCUUACAGCUUACAGAAAGAAUUAUUCUGAUAACGAUUGCAAGGUACAUGUACUACAGUACUGUGGUCAUUAUAUUGAAGACAUAUGAUGUACUAUUCAUAGUGAAUCAGCAACGGCGCUAGCCAAUUACUGGAAUAAAAAGAGUGGAUGAAGUCAUUAAUUAAAAUGGAUUUGCCUAACCUGGUACAGUUACCCAGACCAUAACAUGUCAUUUUAAUGGUGGAUGAAAUAAUUAAGCAACAGUUUUAAGGUACACUUGGAAAAUGGAUAUGUCUAAUCGUGAUCCAGCUAACAUGACAUUCUUGCCGUUCGAGAAGAAUCACGAUGCUCACGCGUUUGAUGAUUAUUUGCGCCGGCACUGGACGGACUCGUUUAUAUAUUCUGGUAUAUAUGUGAUAGUUGUGUUUGGAGGUCAGGUUGUAAUGAAACAUCGAGAAAGAUUCGAACUAAGGUCAAGUCUAGCGGUCUGGAGUGGACUUUUAGCAGCGUUUAGUAUAAUGGGUACAAUUCGGAUGGUUCCAGAACUGAUUUGGGCUGUAAAGUACAAGGGUUUCGAGUACUCUUACUGCAACGGCUCGUUUCUAGAACAUGGAAAAGUUUCCAGCUUUUGGGGAUGUGUCUUUGCGCUGUCUAAAGUCGUUGAACUAGGUGACACUGUCUUCAUAGUCCUUAGAAAACAGCAGUUGAUCUUUUUACAUUGGUACCAUCAUAUAACAGUUCUAAUUUAUGUCUGGUACAGUUACCCAGACCAUAUUGGCACCGCCAGAUAUUUCAUGGUGAUGAACUAUACUGUGCAUUCAGUAAUGUACAGCUAUUACACUCUUCGAGUUUUGAAAUACCGACUUCCCAAGUGGAUCAGUAUGUUAAUUACCUCUCUUCAACUUGUUCAAAUGUUCUCUGCAAUUACUGUGACUAUAACAUCAUACAAUGCACUAUCUUCAGGCCGAGAAUGUGCUACCAACUAUAAAAAUAUAGGAUGGAGCUUGCUUAUGUAUUUUAGCUAUCUUGUAUUAUUUGCACGAUUUUUCUAUAUGAAUUAUAUACGGAAGAGCCCAGUCGUUCACGAAAAGAAACAAUAAUUUUUUGUAAGCAAAUGGUAACGUAACCGAGAGGUCAAGUUGUUGAUUUAUACGUGCAAUACACCUUUAUUUCCGUUAAGGAACUCUUUGGUAUUAUUAUAUACCUGCAAAAUGACAAUGUUUCGUUAUACGUGCACAGAUACAAGUUUCCGUGUGAGGAGGUGCACGACAGCUAACACUAUUUGUAUAGCAUAUUGCUUUUAUAAUAUUAUGUUGUCAAUACUCAUUUGGCCUUUAAAGGGCACACACUGUAUAAAAGUGGUCGUUCAAGGUCCCUACCACAACCCCAUUCAUGUCUGCUUCUACCCCUAUGUUAUAAAAUCAUUAAUGGUACAUAUGUUGUUCGUACUAUGAAAAGCAACACCUAUACUUAAAGUAAAUAUAAUCUGUUUAUGUUUGAUAUUUUAAGACUAAUGCGAGCAAAUAAACAUAAAAUGUCAAAAACAUAAAAGCUUUUAUUUCUUUGACAUAACAAAAUGUCUAAUGAAUAAAAAUAAUAAUCUUACUGUAUUUACUUUCUUCUAAUGCCUCAACGAAUGUCUAGAAAAUGAAUGAGAGAAAACUGGAUGUUUGUAAUAGAUGAAACAUUCUCUUUGUCUUUGCCUGCUCACUCUAACAACAUUCUUUCAAUGUAGUUUCAAUAAACACAUGGUGGCUGCACAGCAACAUUGAUAUUGUCGGAAUUGCUAUCAUGUGACAGCUAGCGUGAAGAUACUUUUUAAAUUUCUCAAUAAUACCUAUACAAUGUCGGGAGCAGAAAGGAAUACUUCUG
This is a messenger RNA of Mercenaria mercenaria, 1971 nucleotides long. RefSeq names its product elongation of very long chain fatty acids protein 6-like. Bases 384 to 1199 code for a protein of 271 amino acids. NCBI's taxonomy places the organism in Eukaryota, Metazoa, Mollusca, Bivalvia, Venerida, Veneridae. Gene Ontology annotation, biological process: sphingolipid biosynthetic process; fatty acid elongation, polyunsaturated fatty acid; fatty acid elongation, monounsaturated fatty acid. Gene Ontology annotation, cellular component: endoplasmic reticulum membrane. The record is from RefSeq and is a predicted model, not a curated record. The transcript has a single exon. Gene Ontology annotation, molecular function: fatty acid elongase activity.